AUGCAACCACAUAAUAGACCCAUUAUUUCAGUAUCCAAUUCUAUCAACAUCCCUGUAGCCCCCAGACCUUCGAAUUUAGCAGCUGACACUGUCAACAUGGCUCCUUUUCCUCCUGUUAGACCUGUGAACUCAGCACCGGAGUCUAAGAAUGCUAACCGAAAUCAAUCCCAGAAUUCAGCUGAUCCUAAUGCCGGUCGCAUUUCGUCACCACGACGUCGUAGGAGAGACCAGCACAUGCAGAACCCACGAACUAACCAAAAUGUCUCACAAAAUGUUCAAAAUUCUCAAAACGCAAGGACCCCGCAAAAUGCGCAAACGGCGCCCCCUCCACAAGAACCAAAAGUUAGCAAAGUUCUUGUAACUGGCUACCCAACAUACACCCAACCUCACGACAUACUCGAAGUGUUUACGAAAUUCGGCAACGUACGCAUAGACAAGUGCAACAGUUUCUCAGCGACCCUUACCUACCCCUCCGAAGACCAAGCAUUGAAAGCCAUAGCGGCCAACAAGCGCCUGCACAUAUACGGCCACUUCCUGUCCGUGAGGGCCUUCACUGCAAAGCCGAAUGCCUUGGAAGGUCCAAUGUCCCCUAAGAGAGAAUUUCCUAAAAGUAAACAAAAAAGUAUGAUUAUAGAACCAGAUAAAAUAGAUUUGUCAGGAGACUUCUACGCACAGUUGGAUAAUUUAUUGGCCGCUAUAAGACUCAAUCAAGAGGAUAUCAAUAAAAUAAGCAUAUUAUAUAGAGAUCUGGAGUAUGCGUUCCAGGUGCAAUGGCCAGGUUGCAAGGCCAUCCCCUUCGGGUCGAUAACGACAGGUCUGGGCAUCAAGACAAGCGACGCGGACUGCUUCAUGAGCCUCCCCCUCCAGUUCCGGACUGUAAACGCCAACCACGUCAACCGCGCUCGACGUUUGCUCAUGCAGCACCCGCAUAUCUUCGCGGAGAUCCUGGCCAUCCCCCGCGCCAACACUCCCAUCGUCAAGUUCUACCACGUCCCCACCGACACCAACUGCGACCUCACCUUCAAGACCCCACUGGGGGCCCAGAACAGCCGCCUCGUAGCCUUCCUCUUGAACGCAGACCCUCGAAUCACUCCCAUGGCCGUCGUCAUCAAGUACUGGGCCAAGGUGCACGAGCUCUCUGGGACGGGUAAACUGACCAAUUACGCUCUCACGUGGAUGAUUAUCUUCUAUCUGCAGCAGCCCCCCCUGUCUAUUUUGCCGUCUGUGGCGAUGCUCCAAAGGGACCGGGCGAACGACGUCAUCGUGGACUGCUGGAACACAGGCUACACGAGCAAUGCUGAUUCUCUCCCGCGAUCUUCGGAUAAGUCCACAAUUGCCGAGUUGCUAGGCGGAUUCUUCGAGUACUACGCGAACUUCAACUUCGACGAAAUGAUGGUCUGCCCGUAUUUAGGUACCAAGAUAAAGAAGUCUGUGUUCGCGGACACGGCGACGCUUCCCGAAGAGUUUAGCCUGUACAAAAAUAACGUUUUGUCAAAUUAUGUAUUGCCACUCCGGCACCAGAGGUCGUUCUGCGUCCAGGAUCCCUUCGAGCAAUGCCACAACGUCGCAUCCACAAUAACUUCUAAACUGGCGUUGGAUAUAAGGUGUUACUUCAAGUUCGCGGCCGCCGCCUACAAGAAAGAGAAAGAGAAGAACUGCGCGGGAUUCCUCAAGACGAUAUUAGUCGAAAAGCCAAAACUGCUUCGUGGAAAGACGCACCCGGAGUACAGAGUCAAUUUGUUCCCCAGAAUCGUAAACACGAUCAUUAGCUUCGAUUGGAAAACGGUCGUCAGAAAUUUGGUUAAAACGAUUUUCGAAAAUAUGAUGAAAAUAAAGUUAGGCAAGGUGGAGGAGAAAAUGAAUCCCGAUUCUAAGAAGGAUAAGGAGAAGUACACGUGCAACGUGACCAAGCCGAUAUGGAAAAGGAAAAAGUACAACAGUUUGUAUGUCGACCCCGAGAUGGGGUUCGAGGAGAAGCAGACUUUGAUCUCAGAAGAGCUCAUCAAGAAGGAAGUUCAAGAAGUCAGUUUACAAUUCCAAUUGAUGCUGACGUUCUGUCACGAACCCAAAAGUGCUGUAGUCACAAUAAGGAUGAGCGGCGGGGAUUUAGACGCCUUCCGGGAAUAUGGGAAAUUCUUUAUAUCAGUGAUGCAGAGCUGGUUUACACAGCUCCUAAAGCCUUUUUCUAUGCCUAACUGUAAGGACACGGCAGCUAAGAUAGCCGAAGCGACUGACGAUGGUAACGUCUUGAACGAUCUGGAUUCUGAUGACGAGGACAGUGAAGUUGUUUUAACUUCAAGUACAAAUCGUUCAAAAGAACAAACGACACAAAAGAAACCAUCUGCAAACAUGUCGGAGUGCUCCGGAGCAGACGCGGACGUACCGCGCAAUGGCGGCGGCGAGGAAACAAAGUGA
Messenger RNA from Arctia plantaginis, 2415 nucleotides. The record is from the annotation of a GenBank genome assembly. Lineage: Eukaryota; Metazoa; Arthropoda; Insecta; Lepidoptera; Erebidae.